This is a messenger RNA of Ostrinia nubilalis (European corn borer), 2076 nucleotides long. RefSeq lists its product as uncharacterized. Bases 99 to 1328 code for a protein of 409 amino acids. The record is from RefSeq and is a predicted model, not a curated record. The transcript is spliced from 9 exons. Lineage: Eukaryota; Metazoa; Arthropoda; Insecta; Lepidoptera; Crambidae.
ACGCUCGGUCUGUCAGUGAUUAACAGUGCCUCGCCUAGAUUUAGAGCUAAUUAAUUUAAAAUAGUUUUUGCUUAAAUUAAAUUACUAAGUAAUUCAAGAUGAUUCUAUUGCUUAUAACAUUGUUAAUUCCGGCCAGUCUCGUAGUGAUCUUUAGGUUUAUAAAUGCUAAGCAUAAUCAACCGAUUUUUGGAGUUUAUCAAGUAAAAAAUAAAUAUUACUGGUUUAAAUUAAUAAUAAUGUUUAUCAUUCUGAAAAUGAGGCAGCUAGUGGCUCAUAUAAAGCACUUGAUGGCCAUUGAAUUAGGGGAAAGUUCAGAUGGCACUAUUCACAUCCACAACGACGAAAUUCGCUUGGAGGAGAAAUAUUUUCUAGGAGACAAUCCUAAGGCGAUAGAUGGAGUUUAUUUUAAUGGAAUGACCCGGAACGGAACUGCUGUGAUUUGCGGAAUUGCACGAAGGGCUGGACAUGUUUGUGAUGCUUUCUUAUAUUUAAAGGUUGAAAAUGAAGAGCUCCUACUGUCUCCAUGUCUCCCUGAUACGUACCAGGUACAAACAGUCCACGAAGCGGGAGAGUACAAGAUACAAGGGCUAGAGAUCAUCAACUACAUUCCCAUGCGAGCUUGGCAUGUCUCUUAUAAGGGCGAAAUGAAACUUCGCAGUAACCCAGAGAAACUUGUCAAGGUGGAGCUGCAAGCCACCUGGAGUGCACGCUGGUCUCCCUUUAACUACGACACUCAAAUGUCUGCACUUUGCAUGGCUAAAGACAUUGCAAGAGAGCAAUGGUCCCGGGACUACUUCAAAACGCUGAAAAAAUUACACCAAACACAUUAUGAACAAAUGGGUUUCCUAAAAGGCACAGUAACUAUCGAUGGCAAAGAACACACUUUGAACACGCCAUGUGUGAGAGACCACAGUUUUGGACCCUUCCGUGACUGGAAGACAUUCCACCGCUAUGUCUACCAUUUUAUUUUCCUCGACAAUGGUGAUUGCAUGGCAAUUGGAAUCGUUUCGCAGCCAGCUAUUUUGUCGCAUCUUACGAUUGGAUACGUUUGCCGCCACUCUGAUGGCAGCGUGUUUCCGAUCCAGUCAUGCGAUUUUAAACUUUAUCAGCACGGAGAAGGGCAAGUGCUUCCAAAAGACUACGGAUUUCUGUACAAAGCUGAUGGCAAGAUAAGUUCCGUUCGAGUGCAAGUGAAAGAUGAAGAAACAUUCUACAUCGGUAAAGACAGGGUUUCGAAAUUCUACGAACGCUGGUGCGACGUUGAAAUCGACGGAGUCAAGGGCUGCGCUUGCGUCGAAUGGCAGUACAAUAAUGUAGUAAAAUCGUAGAAAAAAUGUAGAUAAGAUAUACUUACGCCCGUAUUCACAAACGAUACUUGCUUAAGUGAAGCAGCAAAUCGAACGCACAGCGUUGAAUAGAGUUCUGUGAUUGGUUAAUGUGUGAUCCUGUGCGGCCACGCGCACUGUGGGACCUCAUAGUAAUGUUUGUGAAUACGGGCGUUGGUCAAUAAGUAGUUUGUAUAGUCGACCGCACAUCAUACUAUGCCGGGCAGGGAUCGCCAACCUUUUUGUGAUGGUAAAGCGAAAGUAAAAAUUGUUUGAAAAAAAUCCAGAUUUCAAAAGCCACUAAAACUUUCAUUUCGCAUUUUAUGUUAUGCUUGAUGUACCUACCGUCGACUGUAUGUAUCAAUUUUUUGGUCAAGUAUCAAAAAUAAUAGUCUUUUUAGCGAGAAAGAUAACUAUAUUUAGCGUAACAUUUCAAUAACUUAGGUUGUAAAACUUAUGUUUAUUCAUGAAAUAUAGACAGGAAAAUAUAUCAAUGCUACAACAACUUCAGCUAGCACUCGCUGGCGAAAUUAAAUUCACAUAUGAACACAGUAAUAGAUAUAUUACUGCGUAUGUCAUAUUUUAACAGUAGAGAAGUUAAAAGUAAUAUAUAUUAAGUUUAAUUUGUUGUCUUCAUAGAGUCAAAGAGUGUUUGUGAUUUUAGAGGAUGGAUCAAUUAAUUUGCAUUUUGUAUUGUCUAAUACAAUUCAGCAAGUGCUUGCCUUUAAAAGAUAACAUGUCAUUUUUUAAG